AUGGAGGACGGCAAAUAUGUCGACGGGAGCUACUACUUCUACGCCCCAAACAAAGCAGCACCCAUCUUCUUCGCCGUAGCGUUUGCCGCCUCUGGAACACUGCACUUUUGGCAGAGCUAUCACUACAGGUUCUUCAAAGUCACCGCCCUGUUCUCCUUCUGCUGCCUCCUCUUCGCAGCCGGCUUCGCCGUCCGCACCUACGGCGCGUGGCACUACGACGACCUCGACAUCUUCAUCGCGAGCGUGUGCCUCAUCUACGCAGCUCCACCCCUCCUCGAACUAGCAAACUACAACAUCCUAGGCCGCAUCCUCUACUACGCCCCCUACGCCUCCCCCCUCCACCCAGGCCGCGUCCUCACAACCUUCGCCUUCUUCUCCAGCAUCGUCGAAGCCCUGAACGGGUGGGGCGCGUCCUACUCCGCAAACCAAUCCCUCACCCAGCGCGAGCUAGAAACAGGCCACGCCCUCAUCAAGACAAGCCUGCUCCUCCAAAUCUUCGUCCUCGCCUCCUUCACAGCCCUCGCCGUCGUCUUCCGCCGGCGGUGCGUCGCCGCCGGCGUAGCGUCCGCACGCGGCGUAAAGGGCCCGAUGGUGACGCUCUACGUCAGCGUCGUGCUCGUCUCCGCGAGGACGUUGUUCCGCGUCGCAGAAUACUUCAGCCUCGCUCGGGUCCGGUUCGACGCGCAGACGAAGGAGGGCGACGUGCCCCCCGCGAUACGCUACGAGUGGUUAUUUUACGUCUUCGAGGCGAGCCUGAUGCUGGCCAACGUCUGCAUGUUUAAUGUCAGGCAUCCGAGGCGGUAUUUGCCGGAGCGGUAUACGGUGUACCUUGCCCCGGACGGGGUCACCGAGGUGGAAGGGCCGGGUUGGAAGGAUCCGAGGGCGUUUUGGGUGACUGUUGUUGAUCCGUUUGAUGUGAGGGGGUUGGUGAAGGGGAGGGAUCGCGGGAUGGAGAGGUUUUGGGAGAGGGGUGAUGGUGGGAGGCAUGGAGGGAUCGAGGGGGGUAGAGAGGGGGAUCAGGGGAAGGACGGUGUUUGA
Molecule: messenger RNA, 1038 nt
Organism: Colletotrichum abscissum
Lineage: Eukaryota; Fungi; Ascomycota; Sordariomycetes; Glomerellales; Glomerellaceae
Product: RTA1 domain-containing protein
Exons: 4
Coding region: 1-1038 (345 amino acids)
Cellular component (GO): membrane
Source: RefSeq, a predicted model, not a curated record